Messenger RNA from Nicotiana attenuata, 435 nucleotides. RefSeq names its product 14.7 kDa ribonuclease H-like protein. Lineage: Eukaryota; Viridiplantae; Streptophyta; Magnoliopsida; Solanales; Solanaceae. Gene Ontology annotation, molecular function: nucleic acid binding; RNA-DNA hybrid ribonuclease activity. The record is from RefSeq and is a predicted model, not a curated record. The transcript has 3 exons. The coding region runs from base 1 to 435 and encodes 144 amino acids.
AUGGAGAACUAUACCCCAAGGCUUAAAUAUGACAAAGUAGUGUGGGAAUUUCCUAUGGAGGGCUGGAUAAAAGUCAAUACAGAUGGGGCAUCAAGAGGGAAUCCUGGAAGAAGUUCUAUUGGUUUUUGUCUAAGGGAUGCAUCAGGAGAGGUGAAAUAUGCAAUGGGAAGGGAGAUUACUGAAGGAUCUAACAAUGAAGCAGAAGCUGUAGCAAUUUUAGAGGCAUUGAGAAUAUGCAGGAUUCUAAAUUAUUCUCACAUAUGGCUGCAGACAGAUUCUAUGCUGAUGAAGAAUUCUAUUGAGGGAACAUGGAAACCACCUUGGUUCCUUACUGCCUUGUUUAACCUGUCUAUUCUCACUGCUGUAUUCAUUGUUACUGUCAGUCAAGAAGAGAAGGACGAGCUCUUGCAUGAAGAUGGUGAUUUUAGGAUGUGA